Messenger RNA from Diabrotica virgifera virgifera (western corn rootworm), 7862 nucleotides. RefSeq names its product BLOC-3 complex member HPS1 (gene HPS1). Gene Ontology annotation, cellular component: BLOC-3 complex. The record is from RefSeq and is a predicted model, not a curated record. NCBI's taxonomy places the organism in Eukaryota, Metazoa, Arthropoda, Insecta, Coleoptera, Chrysomelidae. Gene Ontology annotation, molecular function: guanyl-nucleotide exchange factor activity. Gene Ontology annotation, biological process: vesicle-mediated transport. Bases 74 to 1882 code for a protein of 602 amino acids. The transcript is spliced from 9 exons.
AAAAAUCAAUAACAAUUAAAGUAAAAGUUUAUCCUUUAGUUUUUAAUGGAAAAUAAUUGUUAAUUAUACAAAAAUGAAUUGUCUUUUAAUCUUUGACCACUUGAACGAUAUUAUUCAUACAAAAUACAAUGAAGCAUUCGCCCAACAUAUGAUAAAUUUCGCUGUAGAACAAGAGUUUUUACCCCAGGGUUCAACAGAAAAAACUGUAGAUGCAAACAUUAUAGUACAAACUUUUUCACCUAUAGUAACAUCCCAUAGGAUAAUGAGUUGUCAGUUUGGCAACUCUUACACAUCUAUAAAAUGUGAAGAUGAUCUGAUUGUAUACUUCGAUGAUUACAUGGGCUAUUUAUUUGUAACUAUAAGCAAAGAAAAGGAAGAUUACAUGAAGUGGUUCACGCACACCUGUGUAACUAUUGUAAGAUACCUGUGUGGACCAGAUGUAUAUCAAUUAAAAGCAUGCAAGGAAAAGUCUGUACUAGCAAAUAAUCUUAUAGAUAGUUGGACAAACCUUAUCUCUUAUGACCAAUCUGUGUGCAUAGAAGCAGUUGAACAGCUUUUUAUCAAUCCAGAGCUGUGCUCCACAACACUGCGCAUCUUGCGCGAGUCUGUUGAUAAAGUGUGUGUACAUGUGGAAUACAAAAAGCUGCAUUCGUUGAUAUUAAUUCAAAAUAAAAUUUUAUCACUCUAUUCAAGUUCUUCUGCUAAAGAAUUAUCAUCAGCAGACAUAUUAUUCUUGAUAAUCCUGUGCCAAAGUUUAAAUCUUUCACAAGAAGAAAAAUCGACGGGAACAAAAUCUAUUUUUAGCUACCAAAUACUCUUAUCAGGAGUCGAAGAUACUCCGAAAUGUCUUCCACACGCAGUUCAUAUCAUGCCACAUUCCAACGGGAUCUUUUUGAUAUAUUUGUUAGAAAUUGGGAAUUCUGCUGUAGCUGCCAGUCUGUAUGAGAAUUUUUGUCACUUGCACACGAUGCAACAGGUUCAAAUUCAAAGAGAAAAGAAGACACUUCAACCAGCUUUUGAAAAUCUGGAACUAGCUACAAAAAAACUUCACGAAAGUCUGAAAAAAACCAAACACAGUGCCAUAGAAAAUUCACACAAGCAGCUAAUGAAAAAAUGGGAUAUAAUCAAGAAGAAAUACCAAGAAUACCUAAAGAAUGGUUCUGAGGAAGCACUGUUAAGGGCUGAAACGUUGGGGUUAGGAUUUUUAGAGAAUCUGAAGGAGCUGCUCAAUCUCACGUCAGUAGAUGAUAGUGUUUUAAAUUCUAGUUCGAAGUAUGUGAUAGAAGCGUCAAUGGGGGUGAAGGAGAAAUUAACGAAUUAUGAAGACUUUUUCAAGGCCAAGAGUAUUAAGAAUUUUUCACUUGGAUCUAGAGAUUCCCUAACCAUCAAUAAGUAUUUAGAAGAGUUCCCGGGAUUAGUUCAUUUCUUGUAUGUGGACCGAAAUUCGCACAGAGUGACGACACCAACUUUGGACUUGGAUACCGAAGAAGGAAAGUUUAAUAGGAAAAAGGUGUGGCUAAUGCUAAAUGUCGCCAAGAGCAAACUGCAAAAGGGGAUCAUGCAGAUAAUCUGGAAGGAUGCAAAUUACAGCUAUGGUUAUUUUCUUUGGUUUGAAGAUUUGAACGGACAAGCACUUAAACCUACUGUGUUUCCUAAAGAAGAAAUUUCCGGUUGGCCGGGGAUACUAUCAGAAGAUUUCUAUCAAAAACUGAAAAAAAUGUGCUUUCCAAAAACGCCUCCUUCAAAAAUCAAAUGUUACGAAGUAUUUUGUCUUCACUUAGGAUUGGCGACUGCUUCCGUAGUAUUAGAGCAAACCAGAAGACUUGUGGCGACUAUUUUUGAGUUGAGGGGAUUCCCAUCUCAAGCGGUAGAUUUCUUUUAAGACUAAAAUAGUUGUUAUGUGGUAAUCCAUAUUGUUUUUUUAAUUUGUUAUGUUUGUUUACGUCAUAAUAACCUUAAAAUUACUCAGAUUGCGUCCAAUUCCAAGUUUUCCUUUCAAAUGCAUCUACACUCACCGGCACAAAAUUCCGCCACCCAAAAUUUUUGAUUUAGGUUGACAAUUUAUAACUUUAUUAUUUGUACUCCCAUCAGUUUGUAGGUACAUGUAUUGGUAUCGUUUAUUAUUAUUCCGGUAACAAAAAAAAAUUGCAUGCAUGGCAUUAUACAGGGAUGCAUGGAAGCGUUGUAUUUUCUCCUAACUUCAAAAAAUUCUGUGGAAAAAUCGAAGUGCUGAUUUUGUUUCAUAGUCCUAUCAUAUUAUCCCGGAGGCAUCAGUAAAAUUUUGUUUUUUUAAUUAUCCGAAUAUCUCUUUUCUUUUAAGAGCUGUACCAUUUUUUGUAAAUAAAAGACUGAUCGACUCAUAAACAUAAAUAUCUUAAAUAGGCUUUGGAUUGAUAAGAUUAGAAUGGCCCGCAUGCAGCCCAGAUCUGUUAUAUUGAACAUUUAUGGGAUGAAUUAAAAAAAAGCUAUUCGCCGUCAUCCUAGGCCUCCAAAUUUGGUACAGUUAUGGCCCUGGUAGAGGAAUAUCGGGCUAUUCCCCAGACAAGGAUAACACAUCUUUAUUCGAUGCCAAACAGAUUGCGAGCAGUCGCUGCUGCAAGAGGUGGACAUACCCGCUAUUUAAUUGUUUUGUUUUGUUGUUAAUUUUGUUUUGAUAAUUUUAGUGCGUUUGAUAUUGUUAAUUAAAUAAACCUACAAAGCAGUGUUUUUAUUUACAGCUCUUACAAGAAAAGAGAUAUUCGGAUAAUUCAAAACACAAAACCUUAGUGAUACCUCCAGGAUAAGACAAAAGGAGUAUGAAACAAAAUCAGCCUUCCAAUUUUUCCACAGAAUUUUUUAAAGUUGAGAGAAAAUACAACGCUUCCAUUCACUCCCGUAUAAUGCCAUCUAAGUAAAAAAAUUUUGUUACCGGAAUAAUAACAAACGGCAUCAAUACAUGUACCGGGUGUCCCAAUAAGAAUGGCUCUCGGCCAUAUCUCAGGAACCGUUUAUAGUAGAGCUUUGAAAUAAAAAAUUGUAUAACAAAAGUUGUCUCAGGAAAAGCCUGGAACUUAUUUUCAUAAUUGUGGGACCACCUCUAGAGGGCGUAAUUGAAUACCAAAAAUUAAAAAAUCUAAAUUUUACAAAAUUUUCCUAAUGAAGGGGCACUGGAAAUCCGAUCGUCGUAUUCUUCAUAAAAUUCUACGCAUAUUUGAUUUGACAAGUUUAGGUCUACCUUUGGAAAUAAGAGGUGGGGGUGAGUGGGAACCUUGUUAUGAAAAACUGGCUGUGAGUCCGGUUCUGCUUAAUCAAAUUUUGCAAACUUGGUCUUGUUGAAGACAGAUCUUUUUCGUCAAUGUAAAAGUUAUGAUUUCCAACCAACUUACUGAGUAAUAUGCCAGCUAGAAGGCGUUAUUUAAUUUUUUUCAGAAAUCUAGUGUUCUUUGGAAAAGAUUAAAUACAAACAUGCAUUUUUAAUACCAUAUUACAAAAUUAGACAAAAUUAGCAACAGAAUAGCGAAAACCGCAUGUUAAUACCUUUUUUCUAUCUCGAGAUAUCUUACAAAACGUGUAAAUUUAAAAACAUAACUGUUACUGUCACCGGUAAACGAAAUUAAUUAAAAGUAGUGUGCUAUGGAAACAACAAAGAAACAUUUUCCAGCUGUCAACGUAUAUUAGGUCUUUUCAACGCUUCUCAUUUGUUUCGAGCCUCGUUCAUAUCUCGUAUAUUAAUAUUAUACACGGAUUAUACGGCAUAUGACAGAGGCUCGAAACAAAUGAGGAGCGUUGAAAAGCCCUAUUACAAAGAAAUAAAAACAACUAUUUAGUGAUGAUAUAAACGUUCAAAUUUUUGCCCAUCAUUUUCGUUGCAAACAUUUACUCUUUCAAGAGUAGAUUGAACAGCAGUCUCAAUUUCUGCUCUCGAUAUGCUUUGAAUGGCGUUUAGUAUUCUCUGGAUAAUGUAUCCUAGAGUAGUGUAUGAUGGGCAACAAUUUGAAUAUUUAGGUCGUCACUAAGUAGUUCUUUUUGUUCUGUGUUAUAUUUAAUUUUAAUAGUAUUGUCUCUCUUUAUAUUGUUGUUUUAAUUAAUUAUUUUUUUAUACGUUGACAUCUGGAAAAUGUUAUUUUGUUUUUUUCCACAGCACACUACUUUUCAUUAACUUAGCUUACCGGUGAUAGUAACAGUUAUGUAUAAAAUUUACACGUUUCUCGAGAUAUCUUGAGAUAGAAAAAAGGUAUCGACAUGCUGUUUUCGCUAUUCUAUUGCUAAUUUAAUCUAAUUUUAUAAAGUAUGAUUAAAAAUGCAUACUCGUAUUUAAUAUUUUCCAAAGAAAACUAGAUUUCUGAAAAAAAUUAAAUAACGCCUCCCAGCUGGCUUAUUACUUAUUAGGAUGGUUCAAAAUUAUCACGCUUACAUUGAAGAAAAAGAUCUGUCUUCAACAAGACCCAGUUUUCAAAAUUUGAUUUAGCGGAACCGGACUUACAGCCAUUUUUUCAUAACAAGGUUCCCACUCACCCCCACCUCUUAUUUGCAAAGGUAGAGUUAAACUUGUUAAAUUAAAUAUGCGCAGAAUUUGAUGAAGAAUACAAUCAUCGGAUUUACAGUGCCCCUUCAUUAGGAAAAUUUUGUAAAAUUUUGAUUUUUUUAUUUUUUAUAUUCAAUUACGCCCUCUAGCGGUGGACCCACAAUUAUGAAAAUAAUUUCCAGGCUUUUCCUGAGGCAACUUUUGUUAUAAAGUUUUUUAUUUCAAAGCUCUACUAUAAACGGUUCCUGAGAUAUGGCCGAGAGCCAUUCUUAUUGGGACACCCGGUACAGUUAAGAUCACUGAAAAGUUUACAUCUUAAUUUUUAUAUUGUAAUACAUACUGUAAAAUUGCAGUGACGUACGAAUUUGAUAAAUGUAAAAGUCAAAAAAUUUCAAAAAGUCAAUGCUUGUCAAAAAUUUCGCGAGUGUUGAAAAAUAAAAAUAACGAGAUCAAACUCCUCCAAAAUGGUUAUAAUGAAUUUGAAUGAUGCGCAAAAGCAAGAGCAAUUGCCAAACUCGAAGACGGUUGGUUUUUAAGACAAGUUGCUGCAGAUUUGGACGUGAGCCAUAUAUUUAUGUGCAUAUGGAAAAUCAAACAAAGACUGGAUAGUUUGGGAUAGAUAUAAAAUAAAAUCGGUAUUUUCAAACCAGACUUCCUUGUUUUCAUUAUUAAGACCAUAAUCCAUUCUAUUCAAAAAAACUUCUUUUUAUACUUUCCAUUUUGUUAAACUUUGUAAAAUAUAUUUAUAUUAUUUUUAUUUUUUAAUUUUAAAUAACCUAUUUUAGGUACACCACUGGUAACGUCACUUUGACGUAAAAUGUGCGUUUAAACGAGGUAUUAAUUUAAAAAAUCGGCUCCUAGAUAGUAAGCCUGUAAACUGUUCAAUGACCGUAACUGUACCUACAAGCUGAUUUAUUUAUUUACUUAUUUGUUAUCCCAACAGACCUGUAAGGUCUAAUUACAAGGAUAAAAUACACUAAGUUUUUUCUAAAAUAAAUAUCUAUACAAAAACAUAAGAAAGAAAAAUAACAAAAAAAAAACAAAAUAAAUAAUAGGUCUAACAUAUCAGAUAAUACAAACCAUUCUUAUAUUGUCCAUAAGACAACACUUACUAAGCCUAGGCCGAUAAAUUAAUAAUUUGUCGUAACACUAUUCCCCGAAAUACAUUUUGUGAGCCUGACCAAUCUAAAUCAGAGUAUUGAUGUUAUUAGCUAGUCGAAACAUGUUCACCAGAGGAGCCCUGGUGGUAGUAGAUAAUAGUGGAAUAUUAAACAUUACCAUAUUGCGAGUUAAUCUUAAUGGUACAUUGAACCUAAUCAAAGCUAGAAUUUCAGGUGAAUUAAUUUUAUUGUUAAUUAUUUUAUCUAAAAAUAUUAAAGCUAUAAGUUUCCGUCUGUCUGCUAAUGAUAAUAUUUUAAACUUAUUUCUAAGGCGAGUGGUUCUAACUUCAGUAUAAUCUGGUCGUAUGUGAUAUUUUUUUAAAUAUCUUAAAAAUUUAUUUUGAAUUUUUUCCAGUGUAUCUAAUGCAGUUUGAUACUCACCAAACCAAAUAUGAGCUCCAAAUUCUAAUUUUGCCCUUACUAAAGUAUAGUACAAAAUUUUAAGAGUUGCUAUAUUUCUAAAAUUAAAGGUUUGUCUAAUUAUAAACCCUAAUAAUCGAUUUGCAGACUUCGUUAUAUUAUUUAUGUGGCCAACGAAAGAUAAUAAAUUUAUUAUAUGUGAUGCCUAAAUCUUUUACCUCUGUACAACGCAGUAAAGUUUCUUCAUUAAUUUUAUAUUCAAAUAUAAUAGGAUCUUUUAAACGUGUUACGGUAAAUAUACAGCAUUUUUUCACAUUAAAGUAUAACUUGUUGCAAUAGCUCCAUUCGAGUAAAUUAUUUAGAUCUUUUUGUAAUAAUACAGAGUCUCUAACAGUUUGUAUGCGUUUGAAGAGUUUUAAAUCAUCGGCAAAUAGAAGACAUUCAAUACUGAUGGUAAGUGAUUAAUAAAAAGUACAAAUAAAAGAGGCCCCAGAUUAGAACCUUGUGGCACUCUCGAAUUAGCUUCAAAUUUACCUGACGUAUUCCCAUUGUGUUUAACUAUAAAAGAUCUGUUUUGCAAAUAAUUUUUUAUUAAUUCGAUAAAAUUCUUUGAUAAACCAAACUUAGUUAAUUUUGAUAAUAACACGUCAUGGUCAACCGUAUCAAAUGCUUUACGAAAGUCUGUAUAUACAGUAUCUAAUUGGGACUUUGAUUCAAAAGUUUCAUAUGCUCGAUUCAUGUAAAUAAAUAAGUUUGAACUAGUAGAUUUACUGGCUACAAAACCAUGUCGCUGAGAUACUAAAAUCUUUUCGACAUAAUGAUAUAGACUAGAAUAAAUAAUUUGUUCGAAUAGUUCAGCUGGUGCACACAUCGAUAUCGGCCUAUAAUUUUCUAUAUUUAUUUUAUUGCCUGUUUUGAAUAUAGGAGUUACAAUGCCAGUUUUCCAUACUACAGGAUAGCUAUUAGAGGAAACUAUUAAAUUAAAUAUAUGAAGUAAUGGUUUUUCUAACCAUUCACCACAAGCUUUAAGAAUAUACGGCGGAAUCCCAUCAGUCCCUGCUGCUUUCUUAGGUUUUAUCUUUUAAACUCCAUUGUUGUACUCAGCUUCGGUUAUGAAUUUUAUUACAAAGCUGUCACUAUGUACAGAAUUUUUAGAAAUGCAAGGAAUUUCUGCUGCAAGAAUCUUGAAAAUCGGAGUACAAAUAAUAGUUAUAGAUUGUCAAACUUAAUCAAAAAUUUUGGGUGGCGGAAUUUUGUGCCGGUGAGUUUAUAUUAUAACUAUAGAGCGUUUGAUAAGGCUAUGUAUUUCUUAUGGACGAUAGAAGUGCGCCGAUGUCACGCCGUCUAAUUAUAAUGAAUCGCAUAUCGACAGUCUAAUAGCAACACUUGCCUGAGAGGUUUGGCAACACUGAUCUGCAUAAGUCAAACGUUCUGUUCUUAACGUGAAAUAAAAUAUUUAAAAUUCACUAUUCCGGGUCUCGUAUUAUCUGAUCCAACGAGGUGUGAUGUCACUUCCUUCAACAUGGCCACCUAGUGAGCAUUUACAUAAGCUUUGCACAUGUGCGACUGCGACUUAAUCAUUUUUAAACAGUUCUAAAGCCAACAUAAUGUGAAUUUAUGGUGCAUGCCACAAAAUAAAGCGAUUAGACAAUGCUUCUUCUUAUAUGCAGUCAUUUUGUUAAAAAUUCCGUAACGUAGAUUAUUUUAUAAUUGUUAUUACUUGUGUUCUUAUUUGCUAAACCUACUUUAUUAUUCCAUUUUUAAUUUGUUAAUGUGCCAACAUUAUUUUUUGUACUGUGAUAUUUUGAAUUUUUAAUAAAUAAAUAGUUACAAUUUUA